This is a messenger RNA of Toxorhynchites rutilus septentrionalis, 1474 nucleotides long. RefSeq names its product interleukin enhancer-binding factor 2 homolog. Lineage: Eukaryota; Metazoa; Arthropoda; Insecta; Diptera; Culicidae. The record is from RefSeq and is a predicted model, not a curated record. The transcript is spliced from 2 exons. The coding region runs from base 149 to 1345 and encodes 398 amino acids.
ACUGGAUUCUACUCUGGUUUUAGCCAAAUUUGUUGUAUUGUCAAACUUUUUCUCAACACAGACUCUGCGUGUUUGACCGGCUCAAUAAAAUACUUUCCUGGAGUUUCAGGCUUCCAUUCUCUAGUAGUGGAAAUAAUUUGCAAUCGUCAUGGUUCGAUCCGGAAUGAUGAGAGGAGGUCGCGGCGGAAUGGGCAUGGGUAUGCGAGGAAUGCGUGGCGUACCUUUUAUGAACAAGAAAAGUUUCUUGCCCCGGCAUCCUUUCGAUUUGACGCUAGCUGAGCCAGCAUUCCCAAGAGUUUCUUCUCCGCCUGAUGAUUCGGUGCUGACAAAUGCACUGCUCAAGCGCAGCCAAGAUUUGAACCCAACUUCACAGGAACAGACGGCCAUUUCCAAUCUGGUAACCAAGGUGCAGGCCGUGUUGGACAACUUGGUUGUUGCCCCUGGGGAUUUCACCAAAUGUCAGCUGGACGAAGUACGCCAAGUGGGAUCGUUCAAGAAAGGAACCAUGAUGGCAGGACAUAAUGUCGCCGAUAUUGUUAUAAUCUUGAAGACACUCCCAACAAAAGACGUCGCCGAGGUGUUGGGCAAAAAAGUCGAGGAAGAUAUCCAAAAAUCAAUGAAAACAGAGGUUGUUCCGAAAGCUGAAGCGAUUUCUUUGGAGCAUAGUGAAAAAUGCUUCGAGAUUUCCAAUUCGUUAGCCAAGGUGCGUUGCCUGAUUGGAACCUUACCGCAAAAUAUUCGCAAACUCGACACUGAAAAACAUCUCGAUUUCAAAGUUGUUCAAAGUCACCUAGCAUCGAUCAGACAUGCCCGUUGGUUUGAGGAGAAUGCCCAUCAUUCGACUAUCAAAGUAUUGAUUCGAAUUCUCAAAGAUCUCUCAAAACGUUUCGACGGUUUCUCUCCUCUGAACCCAUGGAUCUGUGAUCUGCUGGCUCAUUCAGCCAUCAUGAACAAUCCUAGCCGCCAAGCGCUCCCAGUCAAUUUGGCUUUUAGGAGGAUUUUUCAGUUACUAGCUUCGGGACUUUUCGUACCGGGAUCAGCCGGCAUAACGGAUCCAUGUGAGGUCGGUCACAUCCGGGUGCACACAUCGAUGAGCCUUGUCCAGCAGGAUGAAUGCUGCAUGACAGCCCAGACACUGGUGCGUGUGUUGGCUCACGGUGGAUACAAACACAUUCUCGGGUUCGUUGAGAACACCACCGUAGCGAAGGAAAUGUCCGUCUGGGACGGUGUGGUAGUUUCACCAAUGGAACCGGCGUAUGUGAAGCCGGCGGAGAAAAAGGAUGGCGAGGAAGAAGACAUGGAGUGCGUUGAGGAGUCCGCAAUGGAGGAUGACAGUGGCGAGUAAUAAGGCUCUGGAGCAGAUGGAACUGAACAUUUGAUCGAGCCAAAAGAAUGCAUUUCUAGAUUGUAACUUUCCAUAAAUAACUAUCCACGCUUUUUAAUUUAAUAAAAUAAACUACAGUGUGCAACUUAA